This is a messenger RNA of Boeremia exigua, 2413 nucleotides long. Its product is annotated as fungal-specific transcription factor domain-containing protein. The coding region runs from base 1 to 2211 and encodes 736 amino acids. The record is from RefSeq and is a predicted model, not a curated record. Gene Ontology annotation, cellular component: nucleus. Gene Ontology annotation, biological process: DNA-templated transcription; positive regulation of transcription from RNA polymerase II promoter by galactose. NCBI's taxonomy places the organism in Eukaryota, Fungi, Ascomycota, Dothideomycetes, Pleosporales, Didymellaceae. Gene Ontology annotation, molecular function: zinc ion binding; DNA-binding transcription factor activity, RNA polymerase II-specific; RNA polymerase II cis-regulatory region sequence-specific DNA binding. The transcript is spliced from 4 exons.
AUGGGACACAGUAGUGGCAGCGAUGCAGUAUCGAACUCGUCGCAAAAGAGGCCUGCGCAGGACGCGCCUGAGAGUACGCGACCCAAGCGCGCGAAGUACACGUCUACCGCGUGUAACGAGUGCAAACGCUGUAAGGUCAAAUGCAUCCAAAUCGAUGACAAUACCGAUUGUCAGCGGUGUUCGACCAUGAGUAUCGCAUGUAUUGUUAUUCCCACCGCCACACAAACCGCAAAAGAGAAAGAAAAGGGUAAGGAAAAGAGCAGCAUAGAUGACUCUAGUCUCAAGCAGUUGACAGAAGACGUCACUUUCCUUCGCGAGCAAUUGACUACUUUGAUGGGCACUGUGGCAGUUCUGGCAGAGCGACGAGACAGCCAACUCACAGCUGUUGCUGAGCGUACUCCAGCUUCGCAACAGACAGCUAGUCCAGCUUAUACUAAUAGCACCUCCCAACGCACGGGGCUUCCACGGCAACCUCAGUUUACAGGACCAACCCGUGCUGCGUUCAGCUUGAAUAUUGUCGAGUCGUCACUUAAUCGCAUGGGGAUUCCACCUGACGUCCAUAAUCCAGAUGAUCACACAUCAUCAGUAUCGUCACGAGAAGCAACACCCGAAAUUAAAACAGCAUUGGCGCAGAAUUUGCUGAAGUCAGGGGUCCAAGGACUAUCAGGUAUCUCAAACGACGAUAUAGAACGGCUGCUCCUUAUAUACCAAGAAGAAGUGGCCAGUGUGCACCCGAUCAUUGAAACGAAAGAUCUCAUGGCCGACGCACCACACAUCAUGGAGCUUGUUCGAAACCCCCAACGACCGGCUGGUUUACGAAACCUUGGCAAGAAGGAUAUCCACAUACUAAGACUUGCAGUCGCUACUGCAAUUACUCACGAGAUCCUCGGAAAGAACGAUCUUUCAGACCGACUUAUCUUUGAGAUUGAGCAAGACGUUGGCAGGAUCUCCAGUGAGACCGAAGUAGAGCUGAAAGACAUACAGAUAAUGGGCAUGCUGAGUUUGUAUUUUUGUCAUACAGAGGAGGAGCUUUUCGCAUGGCGGGCAAUUGGCAGAGCCUCUCGCCAGGCACUCGAGAUGGGCCUGCAUCGCAGACAGAGUCUACUCGAUAACUUCAAAGAUCCUGAAGAGCGUAAGCUUGCAGUGCAAGUGUUCUGGGUGAUAUACGAGCUGGACCGACGAUGGAGUUUUGGAACCAGUCUGUCCUUCGCUCUAAACGAUCGAGACAUCGAUACUCAACUACCAGAGCCAGGGAAGUCAUAUCCAUAUCUCAAGGGCAUGAUUGCCUAUGCCAGAUUGUGCUCCAGAGUAUGGGAGGCGUUGCCACCAUAUGGAUCUGCGUUGCAAACGAUACCAAAAGAAACAGAAGACUAUCUCGACUUUAUCACCUCUAACUGGCUCCUGUCAAUCCCGGAAGAACUACAGUUCAGGCAUCCUCGACUUGGCCUUGCCAAGUCGCAACCUCGAUUACUGCAUCGCCUACGUACCCUACUCUAUCUUCGAGGAAAUCACAUGCGAACGCUGAUCCAUCGACACCAUGUGCUUACACCAGACAAUAUCAAAGCAGAUAUGGAGUCCGCCAGGCUAGUCGUUGAUGUCGCGAGGGACAGCAUCCAGGUAUUAGUGCAUCUCAACGAGACAAGUGACAUCUACGCUCGUCAACAGAGUGUUUACCACUACUACCUUCUAAGUUCACUCGCUGUUCUACUGCUCGCUGUGUGUCAUGCACCAAGCAUGUUUGCUGAAGCGAGCAGGGAAUCAUUUGUAUCCGCUGUCGAGCUAGUCAAAGGCUUUUCGCGCCACGGUACGGCCAGUCGCAGGCUGUGGAAGAGCAUUCGCGGUCUCCUGCCUGUUGUGAAGUCUCUAGGCCCUCAGGUCGAUGCUGGUGUUCAGGCGAACAAUUCGUCAAUCAAGGAGGUAGGCGACCCUGCAACAUCGAAUAAUUUGCCGCCAUCUCUUCAACUAGACCGGACUGCGUCUGAAAUGCCAAAUAUGUGGAGCGGCGGAGAGAUCAACUUCGAUACAGAUUUGGGCUCAAUGCCAGACAUUUUCAACAUCGGCGACGAACUCAUCGAUCUGUAUGACGCAUUCGGAACUGCUGCAGCCACACAGCCUCUACAACCCGACCUCGCAGUGGACAACUUUGGUGAACAGGGUUUGAGCGUCUGGGAGAUUGGAGAGAUUUCGCGACACUUCCAAGGACUUCUGUGAUAGCACACAAGCGCGAAGGUAGCCUUAUGAAUCUCUGCAUGGACGCCGCUGUCUAUGUUGGCAAUUUCCACUCUCGGCGCGUUGUGAUGAACACAUCAUAGAUUGGUCUGUCGUUCUCCUCACCCUCUCAGACCCCCCCAUUUGGACAUCGAGAAGUUCGUGCCAACUGAAUCAACCCACUCAAGAUGCCGGUUUAGUUUUC